CUCGCGGGCGGCGGGUCCGCCUCCGCUGCGCGGAGGGCGUGGGCUCCCGGCUCCCGGAAGCGGUGGCCGCGGCGCGGAGGCCAGUGGCCGUCGGUCUCCGGAGCGGCAAUGUGCGGCUGCCGGAGGCUGUGACCUGAACGCGGCGGCCCGAUCGUGGCCGCUGAAUGGCGGCUCGUUGAGGCGGCGGCUCUGGCUCUGGCUCCUCCGGGCGUGGCGUGGCGGCGGCCGGGGUGAUGCUGCUCAAGCUCCUGCAGAGACAGACCUAUACCUGCCUGUCCCACAGGUAUGGGCUCUACGUCUGUUUCGUGGGCGUCGUUGUCACCAUCGUCUCUGCCUUCCAGUUCGGAGAGGUGGUUCUGGAAUGGAGCCGGGAUCAAUACCAUGUUUUGUUUGAUUCCUACAGAGACAAUAUUGCUGGAAAGUCCUUUCAGAAUCGGCUCUGUCUGCCCAUGCCGAUCGACGUGGUUUACACCUGGGUGAACGGCACAGACCUGGAACUACUGAAGGAACUACAGCAAGUCAGAGAACAGAUGGAAGAGGAGCAGAAAGCAAUGAGAGAAAUCCUUGGGAAGAACACAACGGAGCCUACUAAGAAGAGUGAGAAGCAGUUGGAGUGUUUGCUGACACAUUGCAUUAAGGUGCCAAUGCUUAUCCUGGACCCAGCCCUGCCGGCCAACGUCACACUGAAGGACCUGCCAUCUCUUUAUCCUUCUUUUCAUUCUGCCAGCGACAUAUUCAAUGUUGCAAAACCCAAAAACCCUUCUACUAAUGUUUCAGUUGUUGUUUUCGACAAUACUAAGAAUGUUGAAGGUGCUCACGCUGGAAUGUUGAAGGGAAACAGCAAACAGACAGUUUGGAGGGGCUAUUUGACAACAGAUAAAGAAGUCCCCGGGCUAGUGCUAAUGCAAGAUUUGGCUUUCCUGAGUGGAUUUCCACUGACAUUCAAGGAAACAAAUCAACUAAAAGCAAAAUUGCCAGAAAAUCUUUCUUCUAAAAUAAAACUGUUGCAGCUGUACUCAGAGGCCAGUGUAGCCCUUCUAAAAUUGAAUAACCCCAAAGAUUUCCAAGAACUGAAUAAGCAGACAAAGAAGAACAUGACCAUUGAUGGAAAAGAACUGACCAUAAGUCCUGCGUAUUUAUUAUGGGAUCUGAGUGCCAUCAGCCAGUGUAAGCAGGAUGAAGACGUUUCUGCCAGCCGUUUUGAAGAUAAUGAAGAACUGAGAUACUCGCUGCGAUCUAUCGAGAGGCACGCACCGUGGGUUCGGAAUAUUUUCAUUGUCACCAAUGGGCAGAUUCCAUCGUGGCUGAACCUUGAUAAUCCUCGAGUGACAAUAGUGACACACCAGGAUGUUUUCCGGAAUUUGAGCCACUUGCCCACCUUUAGUUCACCAGCUAUUGAAAGUCACAUCCAUCGCAUCGAGGGGCUGUCUCAGAAGUUUAUUUACCUGAACGACGAUGUCAUGUUUGGGAAGGAUGUCUGGCCGGAUGAUUUUUAUAGUCACUCCAAAGGUCAGAAGGUUUAUUUGACAUGGCCUGUGCCAAACUGUGCUGAGGGCUGCCCGGGUUCCUGGAUUAAAGACGGCUAUUGCGACAAGGCUUGUAAUAAUUCAGCCUGUGAUUGGGACGGUGGUGAUUGCUCUGGUAACAGUGGAGGGAGUCGCUAUGUUGCAGGAGGCGGAGGAACCGGGAGUAUUGGAGUUGGACAGCCCUGGCAGUUUGGAGGAGGAAUGAACAGUGUCUCUUACUGCAAUCAAGGCUGUGCAAAUUCCUGGCUCGCUGAUAAGUUCUGUGACCAAGCCUGCAAUGUCUUGUCCUGUGGGUUUGAUGCUGGCGACUGUGGGCAAGAUCAUUUUCAUGAAUUAUAUAAAGUAACUCUUCUCGCAAACCAGACACACUAUGUUAUUCCAAAAGGUGAGCACCUGCCUUAUUUCAGCUUUGCAGAAAUAGCCAAAAGGGGAAUUGAAGGCGCUUAUAGUGACAACCCAAUAAUUCGACAUGCUUCUAUUGCCAAUAAGUGGAAAACCAUCCACCUCAUAAUGCACAGUGGAAUGAAUGCGACUACAAUACAUUUUAAUCUCACACUUCAAAAUACAAAAGACGAAGAAUUCAAAAUCCAGAUAGCAGUAGAGGUUGACACAAGAGAGGAACCAAAACUGAAUUCUACGACCCAGAGGUCUUACCAAACUUUGGUUAGCCCCAUAACACUUCUUCCAGAUGCGGAAAUCCUAUUUGAGGAUGUUCCCGAAGAGAAACGCUUUCCAAAAUUCAAAAGACAUGAUGUUAAUAUAACAGGGAGAUUCCAAGAGGAGGUGAAAAUUCCCUUGGUAAAUAUUUCACUCCUUCCAAAAGAGGCCCAGUUACGUCUCAGUAACCUGGAUUUGCAAUUGGAACGUGGAGACAUCACUGUGAAAGGAUACAACCUGUCCAAGUCAGUCUUGCUGAAAUCGUUUUUGAUGAACUUACAGGAUGCCAAAGUACAAAUAAACCAAGGUGAAAGAAAUGAUAGUUUGGAGGCCCCACUGGCAAAACAGGUCCACAAAAGCAUGUUGCCAAACAGCUUAGGAGCAUCUGAAAUGUUACAGAGGACAGCUUUUCCAGCAGUGACAAUGAAAGUCACUGGCCACUACCAGCGUCAGAAUCCACCCUUGGACUUGGAAACCAAAGCAAGCUUUAGAUCUGAAACUCAGACCCAAAAAGUAGGUGGCGGAAGUGUGUGGAAAGAAAAGCUCUCAUCUCUGAUGGUUCCACUGGAAAUGCAUGUGCCCAAAGAAAACAAAAUCACAGGGGAAGAAGAAGAGAAAAACAGAAUUAAGGACAAUCCUGAAAAUCACAUAGAUUUUAAUGAAGUAUUACCUGGAAGAAAACUGCAACAUUACACAGACAGUUACCUGGGCUUUUUGCCAUGGGAGAAAAAAAAGUAUUUCCAAGACCUUCUUGAUGAAGAAGAGUCAUUGAAAAUGCAAUUGGCAUACUUUACUGAUAGCACACAUACUGGGAGACAACUGAAAGAUACAUUUGCAGAUUCGCUCCGAUACGUAAAUAAAAUUUUGAAUAGCAAGUUUGGAUUCACAUCUCGGAAAGUCCCUGCACACAUGCCUCACAUGAUCGACCGAAUAGUUAUGCAAGAACUGCAAGACAUGUUCCCUGAAGAAUUUGACAAGACAUCAUUUCACAAAGUGCGCCAUUCUGAGGAUAUGCAGUUUGCCUUCUCUUAUUUUUAUUACCUCAUGAGUGCAGUUCAGCCAUUGAAUAUAUCUCAAGUUUUUGAUGAAGUUGAUACCGACCAAUCUGGUGUCUUAUCUGACAGAGAAAUCCGAACACUGGCUACCAGAAUUCACGACCUGCCUUUAAGUUUGCAGGAUUUAACGGGUCUGGAACACAUGUUAAUAAAUUGCUCGAAAAUGCUUCCUGCUAAUAUCACUCAACUAAGCAACAUCCCCGCAACUCAGGAAGCAUACUAUGACCCCAAUCUGCCACCAGUCACUAAAAGUCUAGUAACCAACUGUAAACCGGUAACUGAUAAAAUCCACAAAGCAUAUAAGGACAAAAACAAAUAUAGGUUUGAAAUCAUGGGAGAAGAAGAAAUUGCUUUUAAAAUGAUUCGUACCAAUGUUUCUCAUGUGGUUGGCCAGUUGGAUGAUAUAAGAAAAAACCCCAGGAAGUUUGUUUGCCUGAAUGACAAUAUUGACCACAAUCAUAAAGAUGCCCAGACAGUGAAGGCUGUUCUUAGGGACUUCUAUGAAUCCAUGUUCCCUAUACCAUCCCAGUUUGAGCUGCCAAGAGAGUAUAGAAACCGUUUCCUUCAUAUGCAUGAGCUGCAGGAAUGGAGAGCAUAUAGAGACAAAUUGAAGUUUUGGACUCAUUGUGUACUAGCAACAUUGAUUAUGUUUACUAUAUUCUCAUUUUUUGCUGAACAAUUAAUUGCACUUAAGCGGAAGAUAUUUCCCAGAAGGAGGAUACAGAAAGAAGCAAGUCCUGAUCGAAUAAGGGUAUAGGAGAUCUUCAUUUGAAAAUCAUCUACCUCAGCAUUCACUGAGCAUUUUAAAGCUUGACAUCACAGAGUUGUCUUUCUGAUGUGAUGUUUAGCCAGCUUGUCCUGAAGAAGGAAAAACAUCCAGUAUAAUACUUGUUCUGUGGCGUGAAUAUAGCCUACUGACCAGGAAUUGUUUAACCAACACACUGAAAACUUGUGUGUUGCGAAGCUCUGAACUGGUUUUACUUUUAAAGCAUUUGCUUGUGGACCUGUCGUUCUUUUAAUGAAAAGGCUCACUGACGAGACUGCUGCUAAGUUCCCAUGGCAACCAUUGCCAACUAACUUCAACAUGAGCAGCGUAGGCAGCCAUUGCUAAGAGACCCCAGUUUGCAAUCCAAACCCUUUUGCUGUGGUUUUACAUUUUUGGUCUUUUGUUUUUCUUUUUUCCAUUUCCCAUUUUUAAAAUAAGUAGCUACUAAGUUAAUGAGUUGUUAUUCUGAAAAUAACAAAUUGGGAUGUCUAAACUUGUUUUUAUAGAUUUAAAUAAUGUAGCAAUAUCACCUCCUAUUGGCAGUAUCUAAAUUAUGGGUUUUAUAAACAUUUAAGACUGUAAAUGGUCUUAAGUGACUUAAAUUACUGACAAACUUAAUGACUGACAUUUGAAAUAUUUUGUCCUUUUUCACCUCGGCCCCUAAAUAUACUGUGAUUUCAUGUGGAGGCCUAAUUACAAAGGGCUAGAGUUAAGUAGCAGAGCUACUUUCCAGAUGUAAUUAUGUUUGGGAAAUAUACAUAUUCUAACAGAAGUGCCUCAUUUUAGAAAUGAGUACUGCUGAUGGUAUUAGCCCAUUACAGUGUUGUCUUUUUUAAUAUUCAUCGGUAUAUUCCAAUUGGUUGUAUAUAGUGCAGGGGUCAGCUAACCUGUUCUGUAAAAAGUCACAUAGUAAAUAUUGGCAGGUCACAUGUGUCUGUUGCAUUUUCUUCCUUGUUGUUUAAUUUAAAAAAAUUGUUUUUAACCUUUGAAGACGUCAAGACCAUGUUUAGCUUCCAGGCCAUUGUUUGCUGACUAUUGGGAUAGAGAAGUAGUGUUUUUAUGUAUGGGUAAUUCCUGAUGUGCAGCCAUAUUUUAUUUAUAUAAUCAUUAUACAGUGGAUUUCCAGAGACCAUAUUCUAUGAGUCCUUUUUGAACUCUGACAGGUUUUAGAUCAUGAUCUGAACAGUAUUCUUUCAACAUGGUACACAUAUUUUGUAAAAAGAACUUGUAAUGUAAAUACUGUGUUUGUGCUAUAAGAGUUAUGUAUUUCAAACACUGAAGUCUCAUAACAACUUACAUUUUGUCUGAUGCUUUGAUUUUUAAAUCUCUGAGGAGUGAGUUUAUUGUUAUCCAGAGUCAAUAAUC
Rhinolophus ferrumequinum (greater horseshoe bat) is the source of this 5369-nucleotide messenger RNA. It is a transcript of the gene GNPTAB, whose product is annotated as N-acetylglucosamine-1-phosphate transferase subunits alpha and beta. Gene Ontology annotation, molecular function: UDP-N-acetylglucosamine-lysosomal-enzyme N-acetylglucosaminephosphotransferase activity; calcium ion binding. The transcript is spliced from 21 exons. The record is from RefSeq and is a predicted model, not a curated record. Lineage: Eukaryota; Metazoa; Chordata; Mammalia; Chiroptera; Rhinolophidae. The coding region runs from base 234 to 3995 and encodes 1253 amino acids. Gene Ontology annotation, biological process: N-glycan processing to lysosome; carbohydrate phosphorylation. Gene Ontology annotation, cellular component: Golgi apparatus.